Gorilla gorilla gorilla (western lowland gorilla) is the source of this 1998-nucleotide messenger RNA. It is a transcript of the gene NLE1, whose product is annotated as notchless homolog 1. Gene Ontology annotation, cellular component: nucleolus. Gene Ontology annotation, biological process: ribosomal large subunit assembly; Notch signaling pathway. The coding region runs from base 48 to 1622 and encodes 524 amino acids. Gene Ontology annotation, molecular function: protein binding. NCBI's taxonomy places the organism in Eukaryota, Metazoa, Chordata, Mammalia, Primates, Hominidae. The record is from RefSeq and is a predicted model, not a curated record. The transcript is spliced from 14 exons.
CGGCGCUCUGUCUGCCGGGCUCUUUCUCCUCCACGUGGGGACGCAGGAUGGCGGCGGCAGUGGCGGACGAGGCGGUGGCGCGCGAUGUGCAGCGGUUGCUAGUGCAGUUCCAGGAUGAGGGCGGGCAGCUGCUGGGUUCCCCGUUCGACGUGCCCGUGGACAUCACCCCGGACAGGCUGCAGCUCGUGUGCAACGCGCUACUGGCCCAGGAGGAUCCCCUGCCACUGGCUUUCUUUGUCCACGAUGCUGAGAUCGUCUCCUCACUGGGGAAGACGUUGGAGUCCCAGGCAGUGGAGACAGAGAAGGUCCUAGACAUCAUCUACCAGCCACAGGCUAUCUUCAGAGUCCGGGCCGUGACUCGCUGCACCAGCUCCUUGGAGGGUCACAGUGAGGCAGUCAUUUCUGUGGCCUUCAGCCCCACGGGAAAGUACCUGGCCAGUGGCUCUGGAGACACCACCGUGCGCUUCUGGGAUCUCAGCACAGAGACACCACAUUUCACAUGCAAGGGACACAGACACUGGGUCCUUAGUAUAUCCUGGUCUCCAGAUGGCAAGAAGCUGGCCUCAGGCUGCAAGAAUGGCCAGAUUCUCCUCUGGGACCCAAGCACAGGGAAGCAGGUGGGCAGGACCCUCGCUGGCCACAGCAAGUGGAUCACAGGCCUGAGCUGGGAGCCCCUCCAUGUGAACCCUGAGUGCCGCUAUGUGGCCAGCAGCUCAAAGGAUGGCAGUGUGCGGAUCUGGGACACAACUGCAGGCCGCUGUGAGCGCAUCCUCACCGGGCACACCCAGUCAGUCACCUCUCUCCGGUGGGGAGGGGACGGGCUUCUCUACUCUGCCUCCCAGGACCGCACCAUCAAAGUCUGGAGAGCUCAUGACGGUGUGCUGUGCCGGACUCUGCAAGGCCACGGCCACUGGGUGAACACCAUGGCCCUCAGCACUGACUAUGCCCUGCGCACUGGGGCCUUUGAACCUGCUGAGGCCUCAGUUAAUCCCCAAGACCUCCAAGGAUCCUUGCAGGAGUUGAAGGAGAGGGCUCUGAGCCGAUACAACCUCGUGCGGGGCCAGGGUCCAGAGAGGCUGGUGUCUGGCUCCGAUGACUUCACUUUAUUCCUGUGGUCCCCAGCAGAGGACAAAAAGCCUCUCACUCGGAUGACAGGACACCAAGCUCUCAUCAACCAGGUGCUCUUCUCUCCUGACUCCCGCAUCGUGGCUAGUGCCUCCUUCGACAAGUCCAUCAAGCUGUGGGAUGGCAGGACGGGCAAAGAUGCCUUUCACUCUGUCACCUGGUGUUCAAGUGGCUCGAGUGCAGCGGCACGAUCUUGGCUCAUUACAACCUCUGCUUCCUGGGUUCAAGUGAUUCUCCUGCCUCAGCCUCCCAGGUACCUGGCUUCCCUACGCGGCCACGUGGCUGCUGUGUACCAGAUUGCGUGGUCAGCUGACAGUCGGCUCCUGGUCAGCGGCAGCAGUGACAGCACACUGAAGGUGUGGGAUGUGAAGGCCCAGAAGCUGGCCAUGGACCUGCCCGGCCACGCGGAUGAGGUAUAUGCUGUUGACUGGAGUCCAGAUGGCCAGAGAGUGGCAAGUGGUGGGAAGGACAAAUGCCUCCGGAUAUGGAGGAGAUGAGACGGCCCGAAGUUCUCUCUGACCCCCACCUGGACUCGGCCUCUGCCAGCUGCCUUCCCUGCCAGAGAACAAAGGCUGAGAUGGCAGUGCACACACCCUCCCCACCAGUGGGGACCUGAGAAUGCGUGUGGCCUGCUGUCCUCGAUAGACCGGGGUGGGGUUUUCCCACAGAUCCCCUCCUGUGGCACACCCCAGAGCCAGAAAUCGAAAGUCACAGGAAGUUGUCACUGAACUUGGCCUGUGUCUGCUACUCUGUACCUUGCUGGUACAGACAGGGGUGGUGGGCAGCCAGGCUCUAUGAGUGGGUCCCUAGUGUCAGCUCUGUACAGGGUCAGACCCCAGGUUCUAUGACCAAAUAAAUAACUUACGUUUUGUG